Ectocarpus sp. CCAP 1310/34 is the source of this 2768-nucleotide messenger RNA. Lineage: Eukaryota; Phaeophyceae; Ectocarpales; Ectocarpaceae. The record is from the annotation of a GenBank genome assembly.
CCCGGCGGGAGUACGUGGCGAAGAUGCUCAUCCUGCGAAAGAUGAUGUCCAUCCCCGUCCAGGUAAAAACUGUGACGAUGGCGAGAGUACGCGACGCGCCCGAAGGGGGGGGCGCAUCUACUGGGGGAGGCGACGACGACGACGUCGUUGAGGGAUGGGCAACCGGUUCGGACCCGCUGUUCUGGCCAGCAGUUCGAAGCACGGCGGACGGCAAGGAGGACGUCAAGCACGUGCUAGUUCACGGCGAACUUCGGGCCGAGGGGGGGGAACGUGGCUGCACGCGUGUACCGGUGGACAAGAGCGACUUGGUGAUGCGCGAUGGCAAGGGGGACUACAGCUUGGUGCCCGAUCUUCAAGUGCGCGACUUGUACGUGGCGAAGAAGAAGAAGGAGGAAGCGCUUUUCUGGCCAGCCCGGCGGAUCGUGGAUGGAGAGACGGAGUACAAACACGUGCACGUCCACGACGGCGAGCGUCCCUGCGGGGACUGCGUGCGGAUAAAACCGAACGCUCUCAACGUCUCACUGCGGUGCGAGUGCCGCGACUGCAAACGCAAGCCGUUUGACAGCUCUUCGCGGGUCCCUUUCAACCCGCGUGACCUGCUGGGGCGGGACGGGCGAGGGGAUUUCUGCUUGGUGCCCGACCACGAGGUCCUCGCCCUCUACUUUCACGACGAGACCACGGCGAAGGAGAACGACGACGGCAGCAACCAGUGGGUGUCGGUGUUGAAGGGCGCCGCCAUCAAGAAGAAGGGGGAAGGACGCGCCGCGCACAUCUCUGACAUCAUUGGGGUGGAUAGAGGGGUCGCAGCGAUAGGGAAGGAGGCCUGGGGCAUGAUGCAGGAAGACAUGAACGUGGUCGAAGAUAAGGAGAACCCGGUUGAGGUCGCGCGGCCGGCUCCCAAGGACGGGGAGGCGCCGACGCAUCGGGUGUUUCCCGGACGCUACGAGCGUUCCGGGAUCUACUUCGGCAGGAAAGAGGGCGAGGGGAAGGACGGCCAUGCCGUGAAGCUCGUGCAGGAUGCCGUCGAGCUGCUGAAAGGGAUUCCCGGCGCCUGCCAGGUGAAGAAAACGAAGAACGACCCUUCCACGGCGGCGGUCAUCAUGACUGUAGGGCAACACCAAGACGGGUACUGGAACUGCGCACGGAUGUUGGAGCAAAUUCCGGGGCUCAUCGCCAUCCACGAGCUGACAAGCGAGCCACACCGGCAGCUGGUCAUGGUCUUCGACAACUCUACCGGGCACUCGGCGUUCGGCGCCGGCGCAUUGGUGGGUGAGCACGUUGCCCUGAGGCCAGGGGGAGCGCAGGGCGCUCUUCGCAAUUUCGAGGACGACGAGGGGAACCCCGUGCACACCACCUUCAGGGUCGGCGACAAGCUCCGUUUUACCACGAACGUGUUUGCCCCGAAAACGGAGGAGGAGCUCGAGGCGGAAAAGAAAGCGGCAGAGGAGGCGGAGGAGAAGGGGUUGCCGGUGAAGAAAUCCAAGAAGAACGGCAAGAACCUCGGGAAGUUCAAGAAGGGCGACGAGGUCAAGGCGACUGGCCCCACCGCCGUUCUCAUCGGCCUGCCGAAAGGAGGAAAGCAGCUGCUCAUGGAGAUGGGGCUGUGGGAAGGCGAGCCAACCCUACGCGUUCACGAGUGCAGCGCGUGCAGGGCGGAAAAGGCGGCAACAAGGCAAGCCAUUACCGCCUUCAACCGCGGUGGAGAGGGGCGGCAGCAGGUGGUGGACAACACGGGGCAGGGAGAGGAGGACGGCGGAGAGGACGGGGACUCGGGUGGGAGCGGGGCAGCUGGUGAAGCAGGCAAGAGGCGUCGCUGCUGCGUCGUGCGCGUUCUGUCUGAGCUCAAGGCGUUCAGGGAGGAGCUCAACAUGGUUGAGAAGCUCUUCAAGGCACACGGGCACCUGUGCAUCUUCUUGCCGAAGUACCACCCAGAGCUCAACGCAAUCGAGCGAUACUGGGGGUACAUCAAGCACCUCCUCCGCCUCCACUGCGAGUAUUCCCUUCGCCACAUGCUCCAGGUCUUGCCCGGCGCGUUGAGCGGCGUACCCGCACGGUUUAUCCGCGCAUGGAGCAGGGUGACGUGGCUGUACAUCGAAGCCUACGACGAGGGCCUGGAGGACUACCUCGAGUACCGCGAUCUCAAGGAGUGGGGGAAGCACCGAGAAGCCACCGCCAGGGGAGAUGCCGUGAUUCAGGCGAGGGGGGCGGGGAAGACGCCGGAGCAGAAGAAGGCAGCCGAGGCGAAGGCGCUUGCGGCUGCGCAGGAAGUGCGCAAGAAGUCGAUGGCAGCGACCAGGGAAGCCUUCAACACGUGGACGAGCAAGAGAGCCUCCCGGAAGGAGCAGCUACGGCUGUGGAUUUUGCGCAACACGAUGAAUUUUUUGAGGAAAUGGUUGGGCGGGCACGCUCAGGCGUGAGUGGGGAGGGUACGUAUCUAUAUGUCGCGGUGUGUUGUAGUGUUGGUUUCUCGCGUUUAGGCGCGGUAGAGGCGUUCGUCAUGGUCACCAACUCAACGCUAUAGCUGUCUCUCUUGGUAUCGGACUUGCUUAGAGAGAACGGAUGUGAUUGCUGCAUGCUUUGUUUGCAGCACCUUCACCAGCCAGGGGUUGAGUAGAAAGUAAACGGCGGUAUUGUAUGUAUGUAUGUACAUAUGUAACGUGUAAAUAAUGUAAAUAUGGAUUGACAACGGUUUAACUGAUGUUCUGAAGGCAUAUACGUGUAGAAGGGAGGGGUUGAGGGGGGGUCGUGGUGUACUUUUGGGGCUCCGU